AUGGCAGUCAGACUGUGUGAUGUGGCUUCUCUGCUUAGAAGUGGUUCGUGGGCAGCAGAGCCUUGGACCGGGCAGGUAAUUGCUGCCAUGGAAACACAACUGUCUAAUGGGCCAACUUGCAAUAACACAGCCAAUGGUCCAACCACCAUAAAUAACAACUGCUCAUCACCAGUUGACUCUGGGAACACGGAGGACAGCAAGACCAACUUAAUAGUCAACUACCUUCCUCAGAACAUGACCCAGGAAGAACUGAAGAGUCUUUUUGGGAGCAUUGGUGAGAUAGAGUCCUGUAAACUUGUAAGAGACAAAAUAACAGGGCAGAGCUUGGGAUAUGGCUUUGUGAACUACAUUGACCCCAAGGAUGCAGAGAAAGCUAUCAACACCCUGAAUGGAUUGAGACUUCAAACCAAAACAAUAAAAGUUUCCUAUGCUCGCCCAAGUUCAGCUUCCAUCAGAGAUGCAAAUUUGUAUGUCAGUGGACUUCCAAAAACAAUGACCCAGAAGGAGUUGGAACAGCUUUUUUCACAGUAUGGACGCAUUAUUACUUCUCGUAUUCUUGUCGACCAGGUCACUGGCAUAUCAAGGGGUGUAGGGUUUAUUCGAUUUGACAAGCGGAUUGAGGCAGAAGAAGCUAUCAAAGGCCUAAAUGGCCAGAAACCUCCUGGUGCCACAGAGCCAAUCACUGUAAAGUUUGCUAAUAAUCCAAGCCAAAAAACCAAUCAGGCCAUCCUUUCCCAGCUGUACCAGUCUCCAAACAGAAGGUAUCCAGGACCGCUAGCUCAGCAGGCACAGCGUUUUAGGUUGGACAAUCUGCUCAAUAUGGCUUAUGGAGUAAAGAGUAGGUUUUCUCCAAUGACCAUUGAUGGAAUGACCAGUUUGGCUGGAAUUAAUAUCCCUGGGCACCCUGGAACAGGGUGGUGUAUAUUUGUGUACAACCUGGCUCCUGACGCAGACGAGAGUAUCCUGUGGCAAAUGUUUGGGCCUUUUGGAGCUGUCACCAACGUGAAGGUCAUCCGUGACUUUAACACCAAUAAAUGCAAAGGUUUUGGAUUUGUGACUAUGACAAACUAUGAUGAGGCCGCCAUGGCGAUAGCUAGCCUCAAUGGAUACCGUCUGGGAGACAGAGUACUGCAGGUCUCCUUUAAGACAAACAAAACGCACAAAGCCUAA
Messenger RNA from Lepus europaeus (European hare), 1170 nucleotides. It is a transcript of the gene ELAVL2, whose product is annotated as ELAV like RNA binding protein 2. Bases 1 to 1170 code for a protein of 389 amino acids. Gene Ontology annotation, molecular function: RNA binding. The transcript is spliced from 7 exons. The record is from RefSeq and is a predicted model, not a curated record. Lineage: Eukaryota; Metazoa; Chordata; Mammalia; Lagomorpha; Leporidae. Gene Ontology annotation, cellular component: ribonucleoprotein complex.